Messenger RNA from Trichobilharzia regenti, 1206 nucleotides. Lineage: Eukaryota; Metazoa; Platyhelminthes; Trematoda; Strigeidida; Schistosomatidae. The record is from the annotation of a GenBank genome assembly.
AUGCAUAGGCGUAUUUCGACUGUUGAUAAUCCAUUUCGCGAGGAGAAUAUCAGAUGUUCUACGGAACAAAAUAUGAUAUAUUUAUCAAAGAAAGAAUUAAGAAAAUUUUCAAAUCCUCAUAGGCGAUCGGAAGGAGGAUAUCCUCAGCUUGACGGUGUGAAAAGGAAUAAUUCAAACUCAAGUAGAUUCGAUGAAGAUAUAAAGCCGGUUGGCAGCCGUGUACGCUGCUAUUCAGACGACGAAUACACUCUCACACCUGUCGAUUCACAAACUAAGCGAAGAUUCAGUUUUUCACAAAUGCUGCUACGCAAAGCUUCGAGUAUUUCCAGAAGAUUUCGAUAUUAUAUGGUGCACAGUGUCGCAUUGUUCCACGAAGACUUGUAUGGUUUAUCAUGGUCUGAAGCACAUGAUAUAUUACAGUCAUCAUAUAACACUUCUGGUGAACACGGUGAACUCUACAAUCAUGCGAACUUGAUAAAGCCUAGAAAUAAGCGUCAUUUCAGCACAUCCGCCAUACCAAAUUACUAUACUCCUACCAACAGUGUACGAUCACAUUCACGACUUUAUCACUUAGACAAGCCACAUUAUAUUCAGUGUAAGAAUGCCGAGGGACAUAGUAUUGAAGAGGAAUUAGUGGCUCACAGUAUUAACUCACUGACCAAAAGUCACAGUAAACAACAAAAUAUCAAUAAUAAGACAAGUGUAUCUGAAUCUUUGAAGCAGUCAUUUAAUGAUGUGAAACUCAAUGACACAUGUAAACCACCUGUUGAUGAGUUGAAUCCAUUAGUAAAUGAAUCAGUGCAUCUUUCGAAUAUGACGUCUUUAACAGUAAAUGUUGACCUGCCAGUUGAUGAAUCAAUUAAAAACAUGAUUAACGGUACAUCGAGUGGUACAGAAAACAACGAAGAACUUCAAGGGAAACUGGAUAAAAAACAAACGAUCUUAAACUCUCAUAAUAACAAAUAUUCAAACUUGCAGGAGUUAAAUAUUCUAAACUUUGACAGAAUCACUCUCCAUAACACUGAAGAAGACAAUCAAGUACAACGAAAAAAGUGCAGCCAACACUUAGGACAUAUUAAAGGUUGGUUUGUCAAUUUUACAGAACGUCGAAAUAAGAUAUCAAGGGAGUCAAAAGGUUCUGUAGAUGAAGGAUUCGAAGGAAGAAGAUUUGAAAAGCCCUUGUCAGUUGGAAUUAGCAGUCAUUGA